GUAGAAAGCAGCCCUGGGGGAAACACAUCAGCACGUUUCUGUCCCCGAUUGCCUCAGAAGAAGCUGGCGCACCAGCUUGGUUGCCAUGGCGACAGAUGCAGAUUUGAAGCCCUUUGAUGUGCAGUAAACAAAGAGCUACACUGUUUUUGCUGUCGGCUAAUCUUCGCUAAUGUGCACAAACCUUGAACAAGCUUUGUGACGUGGCCACAGAGGUGUGAAAGGCACGGAUGGAUGAGAAUAUCUCACUCACUUGCAUGUGGGCGUCCGUCUGUGUGAGUGUCUUCGGCUGCCACGCUGGCCCUGUCCAUCUUAAAGCCAUUACAAUCAGCUGAAGAUGGAUGGAUCUGCCUGUAGGACACGGUGACACUCUCUGCUGUUAGUUAGGCAACACAUCAAACGAGAGUCUCCAUCACACCAGAUCUUGGCUUCCGUCUCCAUCUUUUCUGCAGCUCUCGCCAGAUUCUUGAGGGCUGUAGGCGCCAUGUGUCCUUCAAGGCAAACGAGGACAGACACCAGGCAGCGUGUCCUGCCCCUCUUCCUGCUCAGAUGCGCACAGGAACGCGGUGUUGACUUGAUUUAUUCCAAGCGAGUCUUUUGGCACAGGUGUCCUGUGUGCGAAUGUCACCCUGCAUCAGCUAAUUAGAUUAUUAUUCUACUAUAUAUAUAUAUAUGUUUUUUAAUGGGAAUUCCUGAUGUUAGUUCAGCAUAAUGACAAACACGCUCGGAGAGGAUUAUCAUAUCACUUAUUACUCGUGUAUGAAGACGCACAUGCGCAAUCGGCUGCGCCCCCUUCUCGCGCCAACUGAGCCCAAUCUUAAAACCAGGAGCCGCCGCAGACAGAUGAUCCGUUUUUACUUGAGAGGACAGAUCGGUCUCAGUCUGACACACACUCUGCAGGAACAGCGUCACCGCGCCGGGGGGAAGAAAAACAAACAAACUGUGCUCAUCCUUUCAGUUUUGUGGCGAAGGAGAAGUUCAUCAUCAUCAUCAUCAUCAUCAUCAUCAUCAUCAUCUUCUUCUUCUUCAGCUGCUUCCUGCUCCUGAAGCGUCUCCCAGCGUGACCAGUGGGAUUAGGAUGAAAAGGUGAAAGUUGGGUCUGUUUUUUUUAGGGGAGGUGAAUCAGCGGUUCUUAACAUGCGCUAAUCCGGACCACGGCCAGAGGGAUGUAAGGGACACACAGUUGGUCAAGUUUGAAACGUCAAAAAAAAACCUUCCAGAGAGACGGAUUUCAGCAGAGAGGAUGCGUGUAGCCUGGAUAUUUCUCCUAUUCAUUGAGGAGGGAUUUACUCUGGCACAAAAGACCAAAGAUGGAGGCGCAGGAUCAAAAGGGGUCAAACCGUCUCAGCGGCCGCAGCAUUCUCGUCACUGUGGAAACUGGGUACGAAACACAGAUGGUGGCAGCUUCAGCUCCCCAAACUACCCGCGUACGUACCCUCCCAACAAGGAGUGCCUGUACGUACUGGAAGCUCUGCCCCGCCAGAGGAUAGAGCUGCUGUUCGAUGAGACCUUCUACAUCGAGGCCUCGUUCGAGUGUCGCUUCGACCACAUCGAGGUGCGCGACGGCCCCUUCAGCUUCUCGCCGCUCAUCAAUCGCUUCUGCGGCUCUGCGACACCGGGGCUCGUCCUCUCCAGCGGACGCUUCAUGUGGAUCCGCUUCUUCAGCGAUGAAGAGCUGGAGGGGAUCGGCUUCCGGGUUCAGUACAGCUUCACCGCAGACCCUGAAUUUCAUCUGCAUAUUGGGGGACUCUUAAACCCUAUCCCAGAUUGUCAGUUUGAGCUGUCCGGGGCAGACGGCCUGAUCCGCUCCAGUCAGGUAGAGGAGGAGUAUAAAGUGAAGCCCGACCAGGCGGUGGACUGCAUCUGGACCAUACGAGCCCCACCAAACAACAGGAUUUACCUGCGAUUCUUGGAAUACCAGAUGGAAAACUCAAAUGAGUGUAAGAAGAACUUUGUGGCUGUUUAUGAUGGCAGUAAUGCCAUUGAGGACCUGAAGGCCAAGUUUUGUAGUACAGUAGCUAAUGACAUCAUGCUGGACACCGGUGUGGGAGUGGUGAGGAUGUGGGCUGAUGAGACGAGCCGUCUCAGCCGCUUUCGGAUGCUCUUCACCAUAUUUGCAGACCCUCCCUGUUCGAGCAGCGCAUUCUUCUGCCACAGCAACAUGUGCAUCAACACUUCUCUGGUGUGCAACGGCAUACAGAACUGUGUCUUCCCCUGGGAUGAAAGCAACUGCAAAGAGAAAAAGAGCAAAGGUAUCUUUCACCAGAUUACAAAGACUCACGGGACAGUAAUCUGCGUGUCUACGGGAGUGGUGCUGCUGCUGCUCAUCAUCUCCAUCCUGGUACAGGUCAAACAGCCUCGAAAAAAGGUGUUGGUACGUAAGAAUAACCUGUUCCAACGAGGCGACCUGCAGGAGGUGUUUGACCCUCCGCACUACGAGCUCUUUACGCUCAGGGACAAGGAGAUGUCUGGGGACCUCGGGGAGUUAUCAGAGGAACUUCAGUCCCUGCAGGCGCUCAGACGAUCCUCAUCGGGCUCACGAUGCAUUCACGAACACCACUGUGGCUCCCAGGUUUCUGUCAACUCCCUCAAAGCCAGCCAAGGUGCGCACGGCCUGGGCAGGGGAUCCAUGGAGCUUCCCUCUUUCAGAGGAGACUUCCAGAGCAGCUUACCCCCCCUCGGGGACUUGAGCAGCAGCCUGCGGAAAAAGAGCUGGCCUAGCAUGAAACCUGGUCGAAUGCAGGGCCAUCAUGUGAUGGGAGAUAGAGUAAUGGGGCGGCAGGAUAGAGUAAUGGAAGAGGAUGAAGAGGAUGACGAAGAUGGAAGGUAUGAUGUGUAUGUACGCAGAGGAGGAAGUCGACGAGGGAACUUUGAAAUGGCCCAGCAAAGAUCCUUGUCCAUGGACUUCUGAGAAGGAAAGACAAGGUUAACACGUUGCGCAGAAACAACUUUUCGAUCAGUGUCGAACUUUGGGGGCAGAACUUUUAAUUCAACACCACAGAGAGGACGUUUCAUCCUCUGCUCGCCUCCUUCUCCGUGAGGUUGGGAAACACAGUCUGUUACAGAGCAGUGCUCCAGCAGCUGCAGCACUGCCAACUCUGCUCAGAUGGUGUAUCUGAUGGUGUUGUUCCCUAGAAAUUCAUAAUUAAUGUCGCCCCAGGAACAUCGUAUCAAAACACAAAACAGCAGCACAUCUGGAGUGAAAUGUCGUAGCUGAGUGGGUUAAAUAUUAAAAAAGUCUUGGCUUUGUGAUCCGUUUGGAACAUGUGGUUUUAUUUUUGAGUUGAUUUUCAGUUUCUUUUCAGUUUCGGGUCACUGUUUCGUGAGCUCCAGACAACAAAAAUACUUGGUUGGGUUUGUGGUUUGGGGAAAAAUACACCCUGUGAAAACGUUUGACUUGUGGAAAAGAGGAUGCCUUUUCCCACAUGUGUACUUCUCCCUCCUCAUUUCCUCUCUUUUCUUCGCUGAGUCAUCAAACUUUGAGAUUAUAAAAACGUGAUUGGUCAGUUAUGAUGACGGUCCUGGAGCAGCAAUCAUUAUAAAGCUCCAGGAACAACACCGGCAUGGCAAUCAUGCCCACCCAGACACUGAAACUACUGACAGGAAGCUGUUAUCAAAUGUGUGAUCAGUGUUAAAGGGAAGAUGGACGAUGAUGCUGUGUAUUGUUCUUGUCAUCAGUAUAUUUUGUUAAAUACAUUGUACUGUAAAGCCAGUAGAUUUUAUUGAAAUAUGUUCUCAGUCAGUGUUUUGGGAUGUUUUAGAAGAAAGAGUGACUACAUUUUAUGCAAACAAUGAAAAUAAUCUUCCCACAGUUAAUGUGAGAUCUGUCAUUACCUGUAUUAAAGAAUAAACAAAAAGACAUUUCUGCACCGUUA
Acanthopagrus latus (yellowfin seabream) is the source of this 3872-nucleotide messenger RNA. RefSeq names its product neuropilin (NRP) and tolloid (TLL)-like 2b (gene neto2b). Bases 1241 to 2908 code for a protein of 555 amino acids. The record is from RefSeq and is a predicted model, not a curated record. The transcript has 14 exons. Gene Ontology annotation, molecular function: protein binding. Lineage: Eukaryota; Metazoa; Chordata; Actinopteri; Spariformes; Sparidae.